AUGACUAAUGAAUCUGAAUCAAUAGCAUCUACGCAACAUCUUCAUCUGCGUGAACAAAAUCAACAUCACCAACACCACUCGCAACAACACAAUUCGAUAUCAUCUCACUUUCAUCCAUCAGUCUCUCUCAGUCACUCAAUAUCGGGUAAUCCUACAAGAUCAAUUUGUAGCAGCGCUGUCGUCUCAACUUUAACUCAGGCUCAAAGUUUUGAACCAUUAUUAUCUAGCUCAAAUUCUGCCAGUCAAGAAGCAUUAUCAAGAAAACCAGGUACCCGUCGCCAAGAAAAGCCACCCUACUCUUACAUUGCCCUUAUAGUGAUGGCCAUUCAAUCGAGUCCGGGUAAACGUCUUACCCUAUCAGAAAUUUAUGCAUAUCUACAGCAACAUUUUCCCUUCUUUCGCGGAACAUAUCAAGGCUGGAAAAAUUCUGUGCGACACAAUCUUAGUUUAAACGAGUGCUUUAUUAAAUUACCCAAGGGUUUAGGUAGGCCUGGUAAAGGCCAUUACUGGACCAUUGAUCCUGCUAGUGAGUUUAUGUUUGAGGAGGGCAGUUUUCGACGCAGGCCGCGUGGGUUUCGCCGAAAAUGCCAAGCUCUUAAACCACAGUAUCCGCAAUAUUUUCCGACGGCGGUAUCGGGAGUUCAAGCUACUGGCUACGAAAAUCUCGCGGUUGCAAGCGCUGCCAGUGUCGACUAUACAAGUGGAUAUCAGAACCAAUAUCAAAGCUACCCUGAAUACGCGAUGUAUGGUGCCACUAGUAUUGCUGCUGAAUGGACAUAUCCAGAGACUUCAUAUAAAACUGCGCCACCACCUCUGCCUCCACCAACGCCAAUAGCUGAGGUUACUUACAAAACGACCGAGGUGACCUACAAAACUGGAAGCGAUGCUUCAGUCUACAGAAGUGGCGAGGGAACAGUAUGCAAAAGCGAGAUUCCAUACACUAGAGCGCCACAGGAACAGACAGUGCCUUUUAAACCAGAUAGCUUCCAAAACAGUCUUAAGGACCAUCAACUACACCUCCACCAUCAUCAUGGACAACAGCAGCAACAACAAAUGCAUCAACACCAACAUCAACAUGCAGAAAUAGCCUUUAAAAUAGAUUCGGAGAGUGAUGGCAUUUCUGGGACGACAAUUACCUACAAUAAAUGCAAUAGCGUUUCGAGUGUCGGUAGCAAUCCUAAUCAGGAUUACUAUGCAACAUACGGUGGAUUGACGGGUAAUACAAUCCAAACUCCAUCAAUAAAUAUUAACGCGGCAAUACAAGCGAUUCAAGCGAUGCCGCCGGGCUCUAGCAGUCCAAUCACGAGUGUUAGCUCGCCUCACGGAGGAUGUCAUACAUCCAUUGUAGAUCACGGUGCGAGGAUGCAAGGGUCAAAUGGGAAUAAUAUAAGUAAUUCCGGGGGUGGGAUAAUUGAGCGAAAACCGUAUUUGAGCCACACGGCUGGGACAAUGGCGUUAAAUACAUCGCUUAGCGCCUUUGGCUCUCUCAACUUGGGAAACAUCGGCGGUCUCAGCAUCCCCGGUGCGAACAAUGUCCAUGCCAGCACUACGCCAGCCUCUUGCCUCUACUAUGACUAGAUUAAGUACACCACGUGAGAAGUGUUUCGCACCCAAUGUAUAUCUGUUUGUGCGUGGCGUGAACGGUAUCACGCGAACGCGCGUGCGUGCAUGCGUGUUCUUAGACUGACUAAUUAAUGGAUCGCUUCUUUGUUCAAUGAAACUCAAUGUUUCCUUAUUUUGUGAUU
Molecule: messenger RNA, 1745 nt
Organism: Ceratosolen solmsi marchali
Lineage: Eukaryota; Metazoa; Arthropoda; Insecta; Hymenoptera; Agaonidae
Product: forkhead box protein A2
Exons: 2
Coding region: 1-1578 (525 amino acids)
Biological process (GO): animal organ morphogenesis; regulation of transcription by RNA polymerase II
Cellular component (GO): nucleus
Molecular function (GO): DNA-binding transcription factor activity, RNA polymerase II-specific; RNA polymerase II cis-regulatory region sequence-specific DNA binding
Source: RefSeq, a predicted model, not a curated record